Oncorhynchus gorbuscha (pink salmon) is the source of this 3019-nucleotide messenger RNA. RefSeq names its product epidermal growth factor receptor pathway substrate 15-like 1a (gene eps15l1a). The transcript is spliced from 25 exons. The record is from RefSeq and is a predicted model, not a curated record. Gene Ontology annotation, molecular function: calcium ion binding; cadherin binding. Lineage: Eukaryota; Metazoa; Chordata; Actinopteri; Salmoniformes; Salmonidae. Gene Ontology annotation, biological process: endosomal transport; endocytosis. Gene Ontology annotation, cellular component: clathrin coat of coated pit; cytoplasm; plasma membrane. Bases 46 to 2877 code for a protein of 943 amino acids.
GUCUACGAACUGGAGGGUGUGUGCGUUCCCGCAGCAACAGGGAAGAUGGCAGCACUCACAUCUCUCACCCAGCUGUCAAGUGGGAACCCUGUGUACGAGAACUUUUAUAGACAGGUGGACCCAGGAAACACGGGGAGAGUAGGGCCCACGGAAGCUGCGUUGUUCCUGAAGAAAUCUGGCCUUCCUGAUGUCACCUUGGGAAAGAUCUGGGAUUUGGCAGACCCAGAUGGGAAAGGGUUCUUGGACAAACAGGGGUUCUAUGUAGCUCUGCGGUUGGUGGCCUGUGCACAGAGCGGACAAGACGUCAGCCUCACUAGUCUGAACCUCACUAUCCCUCCCCCAAAAUUUAAGGACACUAGCAGCCCAUCGCUAAGCACAUCAUCGGUCUCUAGUGAACCCCACUGGGCUGUGAGGCCCGAAGAAAAGAGUAAAUUCGAUGGGAUAUUUGAAAGUCUUGCACCAGUCAGUGGACUACUCUCUGGUGACAAAGUAAAACCAGUUCUAAUCAACUCAAAACUACCUCUGGACGUGUUAGGAAAGGUUUGGGAUCUUAGUGACAUUGAUAAAGAUGGACAUCUGGAUCGAGAUGAGUUUGCUGUGGCCAUGCACCUGGUCUAUCGGGCCCUGGAGAAGGAGCCGGUCCCCUCUGUUCUCCCCUCCUCUCUCAUCCCUCCUAACAAGAGGAAGAAGUCUCUGGUUGGCUCCCUCCCUGGCACCGUGCCUGUGCUGCCCGCCAGCCCCCCGCCCCCCAAGGACAGCCUGCGCUCCACCCCUUCCCACGGCAGCAUGAACUCCCUCAACAGUGCCGGCAGCCUUUCUCCCAAACACACACUCAAAUCCGCGCAGCACUCAGUGAACUGGGUGGUCCCGGUGACAGACAGAGGACGCUUUGAUGAAAUCUUCCUGAAGACAGACUUGGAUCUGGAUGGCUUUGUCAGCGGAAUGGAAGUCAAGGACAUCUUCAUGCACUCAGGGCUGCCCCAGAAUCUACUGGCACAUAUAUGGGCCCUGGCAGACACCAGGCAGAUGGGGAAGCUGACACGGGAGCAGUUUGCUCUGGCCAUGCACUUCAUCCAGCAGAAAGUCAGCAAAGGCAUGGACCCUCCUCAGGCCCUGACCCCUGACAUGAUCCCUCCUUCAGAGAGGGGCACUCCCGUUCCAGUGUGUACCACUCCCUCCCAUAGUAUGUCUGGGUAUGUGACCCCUGUGAGCUCUGAGAUGGCUGCUCUGUCUGAGAUGAGGCGGGACAGCUCCAGUUCUGUUGGGUCAGGGUCAGAGUUCACUGGAAUCAAGGAGCUUGAUGACAUCAGUCAAGAGAUCGCUCAGCUGCAGAGGGAGAAAUUCACCCUGGAGCAGGACAUUAGAGAUGCUGAGGAGGCCAUCAGACACAAGUCCUCAGAGGUGCAGGAGAUGCAGAACGACCUGGACAGAGAGACGUGCAGUCUGCAGGAGCUGGAGGCCCAGAAGCAGGAUGCCCAGGAGCGGCUGGAGGAGAUGGACCAGCAGAAGGCCAAGCUGGAGGACAUGCUUAACGACGUCAGGAUCCAGUGCAACGAGGAGUCUCAAAUGAUCUCAUCUCUGCAGAACCAGAUCCACUCCCAGGAGACAGACCUGCAGAGCCAGGAGGAGGAACUGAGCCGGGCUAAAGCAGACCUGAACCGGCUGCAGUUGGAGGAGAGCCAGAUGGAACAGAGCCUGACUGCCGGCAAGUUCCAGCUGGAGACUAUAAUCAGAUCCCUCAAAGCUACCCAGGACGAGAUAAACCAGGCUCGCAGUAAGCUGUCUCAGAUCCAGGACAGCCAGCAGGAGAUGAAUAAGAGCAUUGAGCAGUACAACAGCACCUUAAAUGGGACACACAGAGGCAGCAUGACCAACCUGGCUGACAUGAGCGAGGGAUUCCCCGACCGCGAGAACGGAGACUUCGGCGCCGUGGAGGACCCGUUCAAGGUGAAUACAUCUGGGUUCAAUAGCGUCCCUCAGGAGAUGCACACAGACCCUUUUCACUCCGAAGACCCCUUCAAGACAGACCCGUUCAAAGGUGACCCCUUCCAAAAUGACCCUUUUGCAAAGCAGUCAUCACUACCAUCCGCUGCAGAUCUCUCUCUCCACCCAGACCCCUUUGGAGGGGACCCCUUCAAAGAGACGGACCCCUUCAAGGCCUCGUCAGAAGACUUCUUCAAGAAGACCACCAUCAAGGCAGACCCCUUCAGCACCACCGACCCUUUCAGUAAAAGUGCCACCCUCCCCACCAAGACAAGUCAUUUUACAAGCAGCGCAGACCCUUUCUUAUCCAUUAGCCCAAAACCCACCAGAGGCCCAGGACCAGAUCUCUUUGGUACUCUGGACCCCUUUGGAAGCAGCACUGCUUUUGGAGGCAGUAACAGCUCAUUUGGCAGUAUCAGUAACAGUGGGUUCGCAGACUUCAGCCAAAUGUCAAAGAUCAGAGACCCAAUGGAAGGAAGAGGAGGUUUCCCAGAAUACCAGCAGUCGGGGUUUGUGGAGGACCCAUUCAGUAGGAAUCAGGACGGCCCAGCUCUGCCGCCCAAGAUGAGUGUUCCCCCCAGACCCAAACCUCCCAGUGGUAAAAGCAGCCCUGUCAACUUGCCUGGAGGAGCGGGUGACUUGGCCAAGCCCUGCGACCCCUUCCAGCCGUUCGGCAGUGACGCCAUCGACCCAUUUCAGAGUAAAAAGGGGGUCGGAGACCCCUUUAGUGGCAAAGACCCUUUUGCUCCUUCUGCCUCAAGUAAAGCCUCUAAAGACUCUUCCUUGGGUUUUGCAGACUUCAGUUCUGACCAGAAAAGGUUAAGUUUGGAAAUGAGGCUCAGCAACUGGAGUGGGCGAAGAGAGAGAGUGAGCGAGCGGAACGGGAGCGGCUGAAGAGGCUCCGGCAGCAGGAGCAAGAGGACUUAGAGCUGGCCAUCGCUCUCAGCAAGGCCGAGAUGUCCCACGGGUGACCUGGACUGGACUGGACACCCACACACACACACACACACACACACACACACACACACACACACAC